Molecule: messenger RNA, 1262 nt
Organism: Salvelinus fontinalis (brook trout)
Lineage: Eukaryota; Metazoa; Chordata; Actinopteri; Salmoniformes; Salmonidae
Product: CMRF35-like molecule 1
Exons: 9
Coding region: 81-1139 (352 amino acids)
Source: RefSeq, a predicted model, not a curated record
UAGUACGCACUGACCAUCCCAAGACCAGUGGAAACAACUCAAUCUCUGAUGACAUCAACCAGCGAAUCUUCACUGUGACCAUGACAAGUCUUAGUCCUAGUGAUUCUGAUUAUUACUGGUGUAGUGUGGAGAUUAAGAAUGAGGGAGAUGAUGGGGCUAGACUGCAGAUAUCUGUUACUCCAGACUCCUCCAAUUCAGGUACUCCAGAACUCUAUGUGGACCAACAAGAGAUGACUGGAGUUGUAGGAGGGAGCGUCACCGUGCUCUGUUACUAUAGUUCAUAUGGAGGCAGCGGGAGGUGGUGCAGGAUGGGAGGCUCUUGUGUGGCUGUGGGAAGUUCUGGAGCUUUCGAUGGAACAGUUGUGAAGUUAGAGCAGAGAGAAACCUCCAACGGUUUUGUCUUAACGGUGACUAUGAGUGGAUUGAUGAUGGAGAACACUGGCUGGUACUGGUGUGAAAAGGGAGACCUACAGAUGCCUGUUCAUAUCACUGUCAAUCAACCAACCACAACACAGAGCACCACCACAACAACACAAGCUCCAACCUCUCACCAAACCUCACUAACCAGUGCUGAGUCUAACACUUCUCCACCCACAGUUACCCCUUCUGUUACAGACAGGGACAAUGUUGUAACUAAUGAGAACACAGAUGAGAAGCACCAGAGUUUACUGGAAGUCCUGUUCAUUCCUCUGAGCCUGUUGGUGGUGUUGAUAGCUGUUACCUUGGUCACAUGGAAGAUGUUGAGAAAACAUAAGGACAAGAAGGCAAAGGACCAACCAACAAACACCUCAGUACAGCCUGCUGACCCUGAGCAGGACAUUACCUACAGCACUGUGAGUCACAUCAGAGGAACAGCACAACAGGACCUAAACCCUGAGAGACAUGGUGACUUAUACAGCAAUGUGAUUCCUAUGCAGCACUGGACAGCACAAAGGCAGGACCCAUUUCCGGAUGAUGCAGUCACAUACAGCACCGUGGUCACCAAGAACAAGACCCAACCAAAUAACCAGCUUGUGGUCUACAGCACAGUGGCCCAACACCAGAGAUAUAGUAGGUCGCAAAGUACCAGACGAGAUGUUGGGGAAAAUACUGAAGGAUCUCAGUGUACUAGGGCAUCAGAACAAAAGUCUCCAGAUUGAGUAACAUAUAAAAUUAUUUUAUUUCUCACCUCCUGCCCCAACCCUUUGUCCUCAUUACUUUAUUGUUCUAUCUUGUUACUCUGCAUAUUUUAUAGACUAAAGGUCUUGUACUUAUAAUAAACU